Moneuplotes crassus is the source of this 1482-nucleotide messenger RNA. The record is from the annotation of a GenBank genome assembly. NCBI's taxonomy places the organism in Eukaryota, Ciliophora, Spirotrichea, Euplotida, Euplotidae.
GUUUAACUAAUAAUGGGUUGCAUUGCUAGUAGGCAAACCAAAAACGAGAGAGUCCACAAGAAAAAUAUUGAACGAGAGAUUCAGAGAAGUCAAGAUGAUAUGACAAUUCAAGAACUCCGAGUUUGCCUCAAAGAUUGCUCUCAACUCGGCAUUGUAGUUGAAGACAAGGAUUACAAUGAUGAAUUUUAUCUAGAUUUUAGAAGCAAACUUACUAAAAUUCUUAUUCUUGCACUUAGAAGACAGCGAGAAAAUACUAGCCACGGACGGAUUCCAAAUAUGAGAAUAGUGAGGAUCAUCAAGAUGCUUGAGCCAAAGGAUAGCAGGGUUAAAUACUUCUUGAUCAACCACAUGCCAAGAAACGUUGACAAGUUCUACUUCGACCAAGAGCCUAAAUUUAAAGACAAAGAGAUUGGAUACUACCAAUUUGAGCUAUUCAAGUGCUUACCCAGGAUCUCUAAGGUGUUCAAACUCUGUGGGUUUAAGCUAAAAUAAAAACGAAUUUGAACUCGUCAUCAAACGCUCAUGUUCCAUUCGUAAAGUCUGGUUCUCAGAAUGAAUCCUUGCAACUGACAAUAUCUCCUUUGACCAAAUAGUGUCCUUUAAGGGCAAGACUGAGGAAGAGAAGGAAGCUGAUAGGCAGCUUAAGGUCAAAUUUAAGCGCCCGAUCGACAGAAAUAAGAACUUUCUGGAUGUCGCCAGAGACCAGGAAGAAAUUGAUUACAGGAUUGAAAAACUGAUAUUCGAAAAAUGUAGAAAUCAUGAGGAAUUAGACUGGGAAGAAAGCAGAAAUGAGGUCAAGAAUAUCCUCAAAGCCCUUGACAAAUGCAAACUAUGUGACUCUUUGAAAUUACUGCAGAUCAAAGAUUGAGGGAUUAGCCAGAAAAGAGUUGAUUUCCUCAUCACCGAUACCGACUUAGAGAUACGGGAAGUGAAAGUUUCUGAUGGGGAUGAGGAAGUCCAGAUCGAAAGGAUCGGUACUCAAAAGAAUCCCAAUUUCGCAAAAGAAACUAGUGUAGGCAACACUGUAAGCAAUACAGGACCAAUACUAGGAACUGUUCUAGAGAAAAGAGAGAACAAAGAACUUUCUGAUGAACUCAAGGGUCUUUCUCAAUCCUCUCAAGAAGGAGAAGGUGAAAGUGAAGCGAGCUAUGUAAGUGAGAAUGAAGAAGAUGAUGAAGAUGAAAAAGAAAAAGAUUUACACAAAUCUGAUGCACAAAAUAAUACAACUGAGUCUGAAAAAGACGAUGACUCUAAAAUCAAUGAAGAUAAUGCUAGUGAAGAUGAAGCUAGUGAAGAAGUAGAUAGUGAAGAAGUAGAUAGCGAAGAUGAAAACAAAAGCAAAUCAGAGUCUUCUGUAGAACUCCAGAAUGCUUCUUCUAAAUCCAAGGAUGAAGAAGAAUCUGAAGAUGGAUCUAGCCAUUCUGCAUAAAAUAAGCAAGGGGAUCAUCAGCUUGCUUGUAAAAGGUUUAAAUAUCUCCUUUA